AUGCCUUGGUAUUUAGAAUUAAAAAAGAUGAAAUUCAGCAAUCCUUUGACGACGAUAAAGGUGGUCCUUAUUGUACACUACUUACUAACUGUAAUGGGUGCCAUAGGAACCGUUAAUCCAUUUGUUUAUUUAUUCUACAAUUUUGUUGUUAUAUUUCUAUUAAUCUGGAGUUUAUAUUCUAAAAGUGAUGAGCCGUUGAAAUUGGCUAUCCUCAUUAACAUGUGUGCUAUAAUUUUGGAUGCCUUAUAUAUUGUAGCUAUGGCAGAUAUUUUAGGAAGUUACAGAGCUGCUUUAUCAUUAACAGCAUCAGUAAUACAUUUAAUUUUUAGACCAUUCAGUAUUUUAAUAUUGAUAAAGAAAGAUGAAAAAAUAACUGCAUUAAAUAACGAUGCUAGAAACAACAGGACAGCAGAAAUUGAUGAUAGAUCCGUCCCGAGUACUAUUUCAUAA
This is a messenger RNA of Psylliodes chrysocephalus, 450 nucleotides long. Lineage: Eukaryota; Metazoa; Arthropoda; Insecta; Coleoptera; Chrysomelidae. The record is from the annotation of a GenBank genome assembly.